UACCUGUGCGCCCACCUCUUUCCUUCACCACCCUCUCUCUCCUCGCCUCUAUCUCUCUCCUGCUCCUCCCCUAUAUUACGAUCCAGCCUGGUAUCGACGCUCUUCCCGUCCCGUGUAGCAAAGCCGGAACCAUCUGUACCCUUUGUCUUUCUAAUGUCUCACCGUCAUUGAUUCGAUUCGGAGGCACCGGUCGUAACGGAUUUGACUUUGUUCUUGUUGUUCUUCCCCAAAGAUCGACCGAGAAGACAAGAGGAUGGCGGAGGAGCAGCGAUGCCAGGAGGGCCACCGCCUCUGCGCUAACAACUGUGGAUUCCUCGGGAGCCCUGCGACGCUCAACCUCUGCCCCAAAUGCUACCGCGACCACCGCCUUAAGGAGGAGCAGCAGCGGCAGGACGCCUCGCACGCGGCCAACGUAGCCGCCGCCGAGAAACCCCCCCACGCCUCCUCCUCGGCCUCGGUCGUGGCGUCCCCGGCCGGGAACGCGAGAGGGCCCCCGGCGCUGGCCUCUCCGGCGAUCGCGGCGGCGGCGGCGGGACCGAGCCGGUGCGCGAUGUGCCGGAAGAGGGUGGGCCUGACGGGGUUCCGGUGCCGGUGCGGGGCCACCCACUGCGGGGCACACCGGCACGCGGAGCUGCACAGCUGCACCUUCGACUUCAAGGCGGCCGGCCGGGAGGCCAUCGCCCGCGCCAACCCCGUCGUCAAGGCCGACAAGCUCAACAGGAUCUGAAGAAUCCCCACCCUCCGUUUCUCCCUGCUCCCCCUCGAUCGACGGCCCAGAUCCUCCCGGGACGGUAACCCCCUCCCGUGCUCGACGCCCUUGCGAUGUGACCUUUGGUGUGUUUGGCUGCUCCCAAUCUUUUCUUUUUCCUUUUUCUCUAUUUAUUUUCUUUUUUUUCCUCGUUGUAGUCUGGAGAAAUAUGGCUUAUUAAUAUUAUUAUCGUAGUUUCUCUCAAA
Messenger RNA from Musa acuminata subsp. malaccensis (wild Malaysian banana), 954 nucleotides. Its product is annotated as zinc finger A20 and AN1 domain-containing stress-associated protein 5. The record is from RefSeq and is a predicted model, not a curated record. Gene Ontology annotation, molecular function: zinc ion binding; DNA binding. Lineage: Eukaryota; Viridiplantae; Streptophyta; Magnoliopsida; Zingiberales; Musaceae.